Centropristis striata (black sea bass) is the source of this 551-nucleotide messenger RNA. It is a transcript of the gene map1lc3c, whose product is annotated as microtubule-associated protein 1 light chain 3 gamma. Gene Ontology annotation, cellular component: autophagosome; cytosol; autophagosome membrane. Lineage: Eukaryota; Metazoa; Chordata; Actinopteri; Perciformes; Serranidae. Gene Ontology annotation, molecular function: ubiquitin protein ligase binding. Bases 40 to 426 code for a protein of 128 amino acids. The record is from RefSeq and is a predicted model, not a curated record. Gene Ontology annotation, biological process: autophagosome assembly; autophagy of mitochondrion; macroautophagy. The transcript has 4 exons.
UCAGCCCGCUGCUCCCUGCAACACACACACACACUCAGCAUGCCUCCGUUUGACAAAACUCAGCUGCAGAACAAACCGUUCAAACAGCGGAAGAGCUUCGCAACAAGGAAACAAGAAGUGGCGGGGAUCCGGUCCAAGUUCCCGAACAAAAUCCCGGUGAUCAUCGAGCGCUACGACCGGGAGAAGUUCCUACCUCCGCUGGACAAGACCAAGUUCCUGGUGCCGCAUGAACUCACCAUGACCCAGUUCGUCACCAUCAUCAGGAACCGAAUGGCGCUGCUGCCCACUCAGGCCUUCUACCUGCUGCUGGACAGCAGCGGGCUGGCCAGCAUGUCCCUCACCAUGGCUCAGGUGUACAAAGACCACCAGGAUGAGGACGGCUUCCUGUACAUGACGUACGCCUCGCAGGAGAUGUUCGGACUCUGACUCGCUCUUUUAUUAACUGUGACCAUCUGUGCUGUACAUAGAAAAUAUUUUUUAUAGACUGUAAACUGUGUUUGACAAAGAUGAGUUUUAAUGGAAGUAUGUGGAUCCAAUAAAUCUUAACUGUA